AUGCUUGCAAAGUACGAAAACAUCCGAGAUGCUGUGAAGUCUCUUAUUACCGGUUUCUGGAUCACUUUUAGCGUCUGUUCCGUAGGUGUUCACGGCCAGGAGGGUAAUGGCUGUGGACAUACAGUGCUGGGCACCGAGUCUGGCACGCUGGCCUCUCAGAACUAUCCCGGCACUUACCCCAGUAACACCUGGUGUAGGUGGAGGCUCCGUGUGCCACAGGGGCGCUCGCUUCGACUUCUGUUUGGGGAUUUUGACAUUGAGAGCAGUCCAGGCUGCAGCAAUGGCUCUCUUGUGAUCACAGACAAGAACGGAGAACCCAGUCUGGGUCCAGUGUGUGGGAAGCUUGAUGUAUCACAGAAGAAUGUGACGCUUAAAACCAAUGAAGUGACAAUAAGCUUCAAGUCAGGCCCGCACCGCUCUGGACGAGGGUUCCUACUGUCCUACGCCACAGAUCAGUACCCAGAUCUAAUUUCUUGUUUACAACGAGGAUCUCAUUUUAGCUCGCAGCAUUUGAGUGUGUACUGCCCGGCUGGAUGUAGGAAUGUCACAGGAGAUGUUUGGGGAAAGUCUGAACUGGGUUACAGAGAUACCUCGGUCCUGUGCAAGUCUGCAGUCCAUGCUGGUGCUGCAUCUGAUAGUCUGGGAGGUCAUGUCACUGUAACUCGUGGGAGAAGUCUUACAUUCUAUGAACCAUCCUUUGCAAAUGGAAUCCUUUCAAAAACGGGGUCAUUAUCUGAAAAGAAGCUGCUCUUCAGCAAAGAAUGCAACAACAUCCUGAGUGUCUCUGGUUUAAAUGCCUCAUCUUUCUGGGAUAAAAACAACCAUCAGCACACAAUGCUCUGGUCCUCCAGAAACAUGGGCUCCAGCCGUGAGUUCCUACCCUGGACAGCCGGCAGUAACGAUCGGGACCCGUGGGUGGAGCUGGAGCUGAGUGACAGAAGCACUAUCACAGGGAUAAUAACAACAGGAUCAGAUGAGUACUACAUAGAAUCCUACAUUCUUCUUUUCAGCAAGGACAGGAAAAAUUGGAAGCUGUACAAAGGUGCCCUCAGCAAAGAAAAAAAGGUGUUUCAGGCCUAUACUGACGGCCACCUCAGGGUUCUCAACAGCUUUUUCCCUCCUGUGGUGGCUCGGUUUGUCCGGCUACAACCGCUGAGCUGGCACGGCCGAGCUUCAGCUCAGGUCCAAGUCCUGGGCUGUUCUGUCUCACCAAGGUCACGCUCAGCCACUGGCUCGCCGUCCAUCAAAGUUAACAUGGGUACGCCACGCCCGAGCCCCACUCCCACACCCACGGAGGGCCCAGUGUUAAUGGAAACCAGACUGAGUUCCAGUCAGCCAGUCAUCGUGGCAGUGGGAGUUGUCCUAGCGCUGUUAAUGUGUGGCAGUUGUUUGUUGGCUGGAGUCUGGUGGAAGCGGAGGAAAAAAGAUUCACAAAUGAAGUACUCCUUACCCACAACAGGCUGUCAGAGUUUCCAGGCAAAGAGUCUCCCCUGCCCACAAUCAGAGCUUAUCUCCUACCCUCUGGAGAGAAACGUCCAUGAUGCUCUACCCAGCCCUCCCCUUAAUGACUAUGCUGAGCCUGCUGUUGCAGCUAUUGGACAGAAAGUUGGGUCAACAUUUAGACCCUCCUCAGAUGAGGGCUACACCACCCCCUUCACUUUCAACCAUUAUGACACUCCUGGUAACCUGCCAGAAUACGCAGAGCCUCUUCCCCCGGAGCCUGAGUAUGCCACCCCCUUCAGUGAGCAGCUUUCUGAGUCACACGGACCUCCUAUACUCGCACCUACUGCUGGUACCAGGACAACAUCCAGCCACGCUCAGUAUGACUGCCCCUCACAUAGGAUGCUGUCCAAUGGCUACUGCACUCCCGCUCUACAUGCCAGUGGCCCACGGCCAGUCAGUGUGGUCUACGCUGAGCCCAAGCCAUGUGACUCUUUAUUACGCAAGCACGCAUACGAGGAGCCCAUGUGAACACAGCGAGCUCAGACAAGAAGAAUAAAAAGACUCUCCGGGGCUAAAAUGUGUGUUGAUACUAGAGGACCACUUGGUGAUGAUCUCAGGUGGACA
This is a messenger RNA of Morone saxatilis (striped sea-bass), 2067 nucleotides long. RefSeq names its product discoidin, CUB and LCCL domain-containing protein 1. Bases 1 to 1971 code for a protein of 656 amino acids. The transcript is spliced from 15 exons. Lineage: Eukaryota; Metazoa; Chordata; Actinopteri; Moronidae. The record is from RefSeq and is a predicted model, not a curated record.